Messenger RNA from Penicillium griseofulvum, 1659 nucleotides. RefSeq lists its product as uncharacterized. The record is from RefSeq and is a predicted model, not a curated record. Lineage: Eukaryota; Fungi; Ascomycota; Eurotiomycetes; Eurotiales; Aspergillaceae. The coding region runs from base 1 to 1659 and encodes 552 amino acids. The transcript is spliced from 2 exons.
AUGGUCACUGGUAUCGAGGCUGCAGGGCUCGCUCUCGCGCUGCUACCGCUCUUCGUGAACCAGAUCGAUGGCUACGUCCGCGGUAUAGAGAAGAUCAAGGCUCUGAAGCGCUACCGACGGGAGUUUAAAGGCUAUUCAGUAAGCCUUAGUACACAGCAUGCUAUUCUACUGAACACGCUAGAACAAGCAUUGGAAGGGGUCGUGGAUGAUGAGGAUCAAGUUUCUGAGCUCAUAUGCGAUCCACAGGGCGAUGGAUGGAGGGACCCAGACUUGCAAAAGCGUUUACGUUCGAAGCUGGACCGAAAUUACGAGGUGUUCAUGGGAAAUAUGGCCGGGCUCUCUGAGUUGCUAGAACAACUAUCGCACAAGCUAGAUAUUGGCUCAACUGAUAUAAAGACACCCGCCACAGAUGCCUGGAGUAUAUGGAAAUUUCGAAAGAUCCUCAGCAAAGCAGUCUAUGAUGAUCUCCUCGCGAAAAUUGAUGGAACCAAUACAAUCCUCAAGACUCUGGUCGACCAGUCAUUCCACGCAGAAGAUACCAAGAAGAGGCGACAGGGCUGGAACUAUCUUCUGAAACGGUAUCAAAAGGCGCGCAAGCAUGCUGAGGGUCUGUUUAAGGCAAUUAUUGGAGAGACCUACUGGCGCUGUCAGUGCAAGAAAAACCAUUGCGUCCACCUCCAGCUGCAAACAAACUCCUUACGAAGCACCGAAGAAUACCGGGAUAACGACUUCGAAUCCCAAUUUCGAAUGAUCUUUUCUAACACGAAGGAGGCGGAUCUAACGUGUCUAUGGACUUGGACAGAAGUGGUGUUUGAGCCUUGGCAGGUUGAAGAGAUGGUAACAGUUGCUAGUCGCUCCCGAAAUGACGAUCCCAAGUAUCGUCAGAAGUCUAAGGUUCCGUUUGAUAUCCCUCCCAUGGAAGAACAGUCCUCGGAAAAACGCCGAAAGGCUCUAUCUGCUCCCCCAAUCCAAGACUUUUGUUCGUCUCUCUGCGUCGCCCAAUCAUGCGCUGGGCGGCUGGAGAGCAUAGGGUCCAUUUCGAAUGACCUAGAUGCCUCCGUUAAAUAUACUAUGCAUGCCGUGAAGAUACUUCCAAAAGGCAUCCCCCAAAAGCCUCUCCGCGAGGUACUAUCCCAUAUCAGUCGACGGGACCGCCUUCAUAUUGCUACUUCUCUAGCAUGUGGUUUGAUCCAAUUCGGCGGUAAUUGGUUGAAAACCUGGUGGGAUAUCUCCGAUGUAUAUCUGGCCGCUACAAGCGACGAUGGUGGAAAUGUACUAUUGGAUAAUCUAUACCUAUCAUGGCCUAUUUCCACGAGCACAACGCCAGGACCUCGCAAUGAUACUAAGUACUCCAACUUUGGGGAUAAUUGCCUAUUACCACUGGGGCUUGCGUUGGUGGAGCUGUCUCUUGGAAAGUCUCUCCCCACCUUGUUGGAUAUGGAGGAUGGGAAUCAGGAUAAACUAGUCAGUAUAUUCAAGACUGCAUCGUGGCUUGUCAAAAUGGUGUACAUGGAGAGUGGGACGAAUUAUGCCGAUGUGGUUAAUAGCUGCUUGUCUUGGUCUGCUCUAUGUCUUGAAAAAAAGUUCGAGGAGCGUGUCUUCGACACUAUCGUUUCCCCGUUGCUGAAAGACUUGGACAAUUUUGAGGGUCGAGUAUAA